Molecule: messenger RNA, 507 nt
Organism: Stegodyphus dumicola
Lineage: Eukaryota; Metazoa; Arthropoda; Arachnida; Araneae; Eresidae
Source: RefSeq, a predicted model, not a curated record
AUGCAAAGUCUGAGAAAAAUCAUAGCUCGGAGAGGAAGACCAAGUAUUAUAAAUUUAGACAAUGGUACUAACUUUAUGGGAACUAAUAACCUUUUCCAGAAAAUUAAUUGGAAGGAAGUGGACGGAAAAACCACGAUUAAGAAAAUUAAAUGGAAAUUUAAUCCUCCUACAUCGGCAUGGUGGGGAGGAUGGUGGAAAAGACUAAUUAGAAUUAUAAAGGACAUGUUGAAGAGUAUUUUAGGCAGGACAAGCCUAGGUUACGAAGAAUUACUCACUGUGUUAUAUGAAGUUGAAACUGUCGUCAAUUCCCGUCCUUUGACAUACAUAUCGGAAGACAUUCAAGAUUUAAUGCCUUUAAAUUCAAAUAUGUUUUUAAGGGACAAUGUAGAAGGUUCUACGAUUGAAUUUGAUCACAUAAAUGGAAUAGAGCUGAAUAAGCGUUGGCAGUAUCGUCAAAAACUCAGAGAAGAUUUAAGAAAAAGAUUCAGAGCUGAAUACUUAGGAUAA